UAUGAGAAGCCCAGGCCCAGGCCCAGGCCCAGGCCCAGAUAAACCGAAGUGGCGGGUUCCAGUCACAACACAACUUCUUGGCUCUCUCUCUCUCUAUUGGCUUGUAUGGCUUUCUUCGGUUCUGUCACUAAACUCUAACUCAUCAGCGGUACCCUAGAAAUAUAUUCAACCUCGUUCGCUUACUCAUCGGAGAUCGGAGAUCGGAGAGUAGGUUUUUUCCGUUUCAUUCAUUGGUUGGAUAACACAAUUACUUCACUCACAAUUCACAACACAACAGGUUGUGUAUCAUUGGCUCCUCCAACAACCAAAUGGAAAUUUUUAGGAGGGCCAUACUGCAACCUGGGCCACCCGAAACUUUUGCUUUACAAACAGUUCAACAAGUCAUUAAACCUCAGAAACAAACAAAGUUAGCGCAAGAUGAGAAUCAGUUAUUAGAAAAUAUUCUCCGAACUUUGCUUCAGGAACUGGUGUCAUGUGCAGUACAGUCAGGGGAGCCAAUAAUGCAAUAUGGGCAAUCGAUAGAUGAGGGGGAGAGUUCCCUGGGCCAUAUUCCGCGUCUUCUUGACAUUGUAUUAUACCUUUGUGAAAAGGAGCACAUUGAAGGCGGCAUGAUUUUCCAGCUCUUAGAAGAUUUAACUGAAAUGUCUACAAUGAGGAACUGCAAAGAUAUCUUUGGAUAUAUAGAGAGUAAACAGGAUAUAUUAGGGAAGGUUGAGCUUUUUGCUCGUGGUAAACUUGUGAUGUUGAGGACAUGCAAUCAACUUCUUCGUCGUCUUUCGAAGGCAACCGACGUGGUCUUCUGUGGACGAAUUCUAAUGUUCCUGGCACAUUUUUUUCCACUAUCUGAGCGUUCAGCUGUAAAUAUAAAAGGAGUUUUUAACACAUCAAAUGAAACAAAAUAUGAGAAGGACCCCCCUGAUGGCAUUUCCAUUGAUUUCAACUUUUAUAAGACCUUUUGGAGUUUACAGGAACACUUUUGCAAUCCUGCUUCCAUAAGUCUCGUUCCUAUCAAGUGGCAGAAAUUCUUGUCCAAUUUAUUGGUUGUGCUGAAUACAUUUGAAGCUCAACCUUUAAGUGAUGAAGAGGGAAAUGCCAAUAAUUUGGAGGAGGAAGCAGCAACUUUUAGUAUAAAGUAUCUUACUAGCAGUAAAUUAAUGGGUUUGGAGUUAAAGGACCCAAGUUUUCGGCGACAUAUUCUUGUCCAGUGCCUUGUACUAUUCAACUAUCUUAAGGCCCCAGGUAAAAGUGAAAAAGAUUUGCCCUCUGAGAGUAUGAAAGAGGAAAUAAAAUCAUACGAGGAGCAUGUUAAAAAGCUGCUUGAGAUGACUCCACCAAAGGGUAAAGAUUUUCUUCAUAAAGUUGAGCAUAUACUCGAACGUGAAAAGAAUUGGGUGUGGUGGAAGCGUGAUGGCUGUCCUCCAUUUGAAAAACAACCUAUAGAGAAGAAAGUUGUCCAAGAUGGAGCUAAGAAACGUAGGCCAAGGUGGAGACUUGGAAAUAAAGAACUUUCUCAAUUAUGGAAAUGGUCAGAUCAGAAUCCGAAUGCUUUAACGGAUCCUCAACGUGUUCAGACUCCUUCCAUAGCAGAAUACUGGAAACCAUUGGCUGAAGAUAUGGAUCCUGCUGCUGGGAUAGAAGCUGAGUAUCACCAUAAAAACAACAGGGUGUAUUGCUGGAAAGGUCUACGGUUUUCAGCUAGACAGGACUUGGAGGGAUUUUCUAAGUUUACUGACCAUGGCGUUGAGGGAGUAGUGCCUGUAGAACUUUUACCACCCGAUUUUCGUUCCAAAUACCAGUCUAAACCAAAUGACAGGGCUAAACGUGCUAAAAAGGAAGAAGCAAAAGGUUCUGCACAGCAAGGGGAAGAAAAUCAGAUCUCAACUCCUGCGAGUGAAAAUGAUGAAGGAAUCAGAGGUGAUCUCGAGACCUCUACAACCCCAAUGGAUGCUGAACCUGAAACCGCUGGUGUGACUGACAUGGUGUCCCAAGGUGGCAGUCCAAUGCCGGACGAAAACCAGAAGCAAAACUCUGACACAGAUGCCGGUCCAGAGAUGGGCCAAUUGGAAGCAGAUUCUGAGGCAGAGGCGGGGAUCAUUGAGGGUGAGGUUGAUUUAGAUGCAGCUUCCUGACUAUGCCAACAUCAAGUUCGAUUUGGAAGAGAACGAACUCAUCUUCAUUUCCGGAAUACCAAGCAAACUUUUACAGCCUUGUAAUGCUCCAUUCUUAAAGGUAUUAUAACCAGCUUAGUGAAACUUUAGUGGCUCAUUCCUUCAAAGGUGCAAAAAUAUUUAUUUUUUGUAGGAUCAAAUCAUUACUUCUUUAUGCUCGUCAAAACAGUUUUGCUCUUUUUUUAUUUGUGAGUUUUGUAGGCUAAAAAUGAAAUGACCUCUUUUAGUUUUA
Molecule: messenger RNA, 2400 nt
Organism: Cannabis sativa
Lineage: Eukaryota; Viridiplantae; Streptophyta; Magnoliopsida; Rosales; Cannabaceae
Product: THO complex subunit 1
Exons: 22
Coding region: 309-2129 (606 amino acids)
Biological process (GO): mRNA export from nucleus; regulation of DNA-templated transcription elongation
Cellular component (GO): THO complex part of transcription export complex
Source: RefSeq, a predicted model, not a curated record